Molecule: messenger RNA, 1293 nt
Organism: Glarea lozoyensis ATCC 20868
Lineage: Eukaryota; Fungi; Ascomycota; Leotiomycetes; Helotiales; Helotiaceae
Exons: 3
Coding region: 1-1293 (430 amino acids)
Source: RefSeq, a predicted model, not a curated record
AUGCCUCCUCGCUCAAAUUAUACCUCCCAAUUGCAUCAAUUGAUCGACAAGCUCAACAUUGAAGGCAGCACUUGCGUGCCUGCCGAACUUUGCACAGCUGAAGAAUGCACAAGGGCCUGGCACAAUAUGUAUUUCACAGCGUGGCACUGGAAUCACAAAGAUGCUCAAGAAGGAUGGAUACUGUGGUACGCGGACAAAUUGACAUGGGAUAUCUUCUUCAAACCAAGAGAAUUUCCAGAACCAGAACCCAAAAGAACGCUCAAACAGGCAUCUUCCUCCCAAGAGACUUCAGCUCAAGCACAAUCAGAACCAGCGGCCCAAGCGAUUCCAACAGCACAAUCUGGCCCAAGCAGCUCUGAUGAGUCCAUACCCAGCCAACCUGUCCUGCCUGUUGUCAAGAUGCCCAAGAAGAAACGCGUCAUUCCAGAGGGAAGCUGGAGAAGGAGAAGUGAUGAAGAUGAAACUUUGUUUGCCCAAGAGAAAAAGGCUUUGCCAGCAGAUGUUCGAGAUCCUCUCAAAGCUGUGGCAGAAACCGCUUGCUCAAAUGCAGAAGUUCCGAAAGCCUCACCUUCAAUUUUUGCCCAGAAUGAGCAAGAAGCUUCAGUCCCAAAUGAGGCAAACACAAUCGAAACGGCUACAAUGGAAAACAGCACAAUUGAAGACACCACAAUUGAGACUGCCAAAAUUCGAGACCCCAUGGUUGAGAAUUCCUCAAAUGCUGAAGGCCCAAUUUUGGAUCCACUCUCCCAAGCUGUCAGGACAUCAUUCUUGAUGUCAUCGUCUACCUCUGCCGUUGACAACGGCCCAACGACCCCAAUUGUAAUUGUCGCUCAAUCGCCCAAAAACAUUCAAGGCGAUGAAAGUACUACGCCCACGGAUUCUUACGAGACAUCGCAGUCUACACCAAAUGACAAAACUGCCCAACGAGAAUUAACCGCAACGGAACUCGUUGUUCCCCUUCCAACAAUUGCGCAAGCUGAAUCGCCCAAUCUGUGGAGAAUUCUUCUCCAACGACUUAUCAUGAGACUGUUCCGGCAGCACAGGGAGACACGACACAUGGAGGACCAAGCCCAAUUGAACCAAUUGCCCAGUCGUCCACCAUUGCUAAGCAUGUUAAGGAUUCUCAUCCUACAGAUUCUUCGGAGAUCAUUCAAUUGGCUCAAGAAGAUGUUCAAUCCGCCCCACAUUCAAGAGCUCAAGUCAACUCAAUUCAAUCCGCAAAGUUUCACUGGGGGGUGCAAUUGCACAACAAAAGUCUUUGGAUUAGUUCUUGGAAUAGCAUUCCAUUACUGA